Messenger RNA from Strongylocentrotus purpuratus (purple sea urchin), 1155 nucleotides. RefSeq names its product E3 ubiquitin-protein ligase Trim36. The coding region runs from base 1 to 1155 and encodes 384 amino acids. The record is from RefSeq and is a predicted model, not a curated record. Gene Ontology annotation, molecular function: protein binding. Lineage: Eukaryota; Metazoa; Echinodermata; Echinoidea; Camarodonta; Strongylocentrotidae. The transcript has 3 exons.
AUGUUUAUUUUUACAGAUUGGUGCAAACGGCAAGAUCACUCAAGCAGACAAGAGGAGAUUUGUGAAAACUACGAAACCUUUGGUGACUUCACCCUCGACUUAACAGCUGCUCUCAAAUCCCUCCAGGAACUCGAUUUCACCAAAGCUCCUGGCAAGCCAGUAUUACAGCCGAAAUCAUCCAACCGUUGUACCUGUCUCGAAUGGACGCCACCGACUGAUGGGGGCGUUGUUGCCUCUUUCUCUUUGGAGUACAUAAAGCUCGACACCAAACAGACGACAGACGAAGGUAUAGAAAGACCUACCAGCCUACCGCUCAACAACGCUAGCGACGACCAAGAUGAUUCCGAGAAUGACGAAGAUUGGACCACGAUUUCGGGACUGACGGAAUGUCAGUAUGAACAAAGCAAUCUGGAGAUGAAUUCUUCGUAUAAAAUUCGGGUGAAGGCUGUUAAUCCUGCGGGGACGAAAUCAAGCGAGUGUAUACUUUUGAAAACACCGCCAGCUCCAGUCCUGCCUUUCAAGUGGAUCCAGUGCCAAUCCAGCGUUGCUCAUACAUCUUCAAAGGUUCGAAAGGACGGCCAGGAGGUCCUCGUCUCACCAACAUCAACAUUGUUCUCCUCGAACUCCAGCUCGUUCCCGACCUCGCCCAUCGCUCUCGAACCCGUCCACUUCGUGGGGGACAAGAAGCUGACGAUGGGGAAACACUACUGGGAGGUCCAAGUUGACAAGUCCACUCUCGCUAUCCACGACGGCAUUGCCAGUGAGCGCAUGGCCGAACGCUUCAGCCGUAGCAACGGCGGAGACGCCAUUGCUGAUCGCGAUAGCGGGCACGACAGCAACGACGAACUGGACGACGAGGUUUCGUUGCAGGAUCCCACCGUUUUCGUCACACAUUGCAUGGGCAAGCUGACACUGCCGUCUCCGACGUCGUCGCCAAAGAAGAACUCGAGCAGGGCACCGUUGAAGGCUUCAAGUCCCAGGUCGUGUAAUAUUGAGUCCAAUGUUAUUGGUGUUCUCUUGGACGCUGAGGCUGGGAAAGUGUCCUUCUAUGAUGGCUCGUCCAAGGAAUGUCUCUUCUCGAGGAAGAUCAAGAUAACCGGUGUAAUCCAACCCGCUAUAUCCAUCGUCGGGUCUGGAACAGCUAGAAUGAAUUAA